GAGAUGCACCAAGAUACUUGUGCUGUUCUGGCACGAGUGUAAUUCUCGAUGUGGCAACGGAUUUUGCGUAAAUCCGGAGUCCCCUGCCUUUUUGUUUCUUUGUUUUACUUUUUGAAGCCUGCUCCCUAAUAUUCUCUAGGAGGAACCGCCCGGAAGGUCAUCUGUCCAUGGAUUUGCCGCAAGGGCGAGCCUCUCCUUGUGUUUGGGCGGCACAUCUUGUCUUGUCAACAGCAUGGCUUGCAUCUUUUAUGGUGGCCUGGGCUUGCUAUUUAGAGGGGAAAAGCGGAACAAAGUGCUUGCGCUCAUGCACGCAUACCUACAUCAACACACUUCAAGGCUCACACGAUGCGUUCGAUAAUUGCUUAAUGUCAGAGAAGAUCAGGAGAUCAGGGAGACGAACGAAGACUUGUCCUCAGCAGUCAGCCGACAUAACGGGCCGCUCAGGUCCAGCUGUUUGUCGGCCCGACGUGACCAAUAAUGCACGGAACGGCUUUGACUAUGAGCCCUUCAUUCAGUUGUAGCUUCCACUCUAUGGGUGGUACUUUCCCUGAGCAAAGUGCCCAUUCUAUUUUCUGUCUGCAAUGUGGAAGGACAGUCCCGUCCUUAUUGGCAGCACUUGCUUUCGCUCUAGCUUCAGGUACUAAUUCAUCUGGCAGGUUCCGUGGCUGGAAGUGGCCGUCUUCCAACACC
Molecule: messenger RNA, 690 nt
Organism: Canariomyces notabilis
Lineage: Eukaryota; Fungi; Ascomycota; Sordariomycetes; Sordariales; Chaetomiaceae
Exons: 3
Coding region: 168-521 (117 amino acids)
Source: RefSeq, a predicted model, not a curated record